GUGAAGUUUGCCGUUAACGGAUUCGGUUUCAUAUUUUCUUGUAGAUUUAUGUAGGACGUACUGCAGUGCAAGUUGAAGUUCAGGCGAGUUGCGGGAAUAGGGCCUAAACCAGGCAUGGUUGCAGUUUGCACAAAUGGAAGGACCUAGCUUAAUCCUGGCUUGGAUAGUGGUCGUGAGUGUGCUGCUGCCAAUAGCCGAAAGCAAAGCCAAUGAGGGACUUGGGAGCCAAAGGGAAAGUGUUGCGAAGUGUCAACAGAGUCUUGAUGAACAAGGAGUUGAAGGAUCUUGCCGAUCUUCUGUACCGAACUCUCAGGGCAGCUCGGACGACCUUUCCCAGAAUGCACUGCAGCAAGGUCUCAUACCAGCGCUGCAGGAUCGUCCCAUGCAGCUAGUCCGACCCGACCCGACGCACAGGAAGAUGGAACUUGUCGAGGAAAGCAUCCAGUCACUGCUUCGGUUGACAAACCCUGUAGCUGUCGUGGCUGUCGUCGGGAAGUAUCAUUCAGGCAAGUCCUUUCUCCUGAAUCAACUGAUGGGAAAACAAGGAAACUUUGGCUUCACCGUCGGGCCGAGCCUACGCCCGCAGACCAUGGGAAUAUGGAUGUGGGGAAUGCCAACCACAAUGACUCUUUCAUCAGGAACAGACGUAUCUGUUAUCUUCCUCGAUACUGAAGGUUUUGCUGCCAACAAUGUGUCGGAGAGUUAUGAUGCUAAAGUCUUUGCCGUCGCUGCUUUGCUGAGUUCCUACCUGAUCUACAACUCGGUCAAGGUCAUCGACCAGGCCGACAUGGACUACCUGGAGCUGCUGUCGAGGAGAACGCAGUUGUUUGCAUUGAGAUCCCAACUAUCCAGAGCCAAGUGGGCCCAGGAUUUCAACCACGAUCUGCUGAGUUUCCCGCCGCUUCUGUGGGUUGUGCAGGAUUUCGUCCAGGUCACGGGCAACGACGAGCCGACGCCUUCAGAGUGGCUUCACGAGAUGAUGAAAUCGUCCACCUGGGAGAACGAGAACCAUCGCAUCAGCCUGCUAGACAUCUUCCAAGACGUUGACUGCCACACCUUGUUCUUCCCUGCCACCAAGAAAGAGAUCUUACAAGAUCUAUCCCUGGCACGUGAAGAAGACCUCACUGCAGAAUAUAAGAUUGAGAGGAACCGGCUGAUACAAACCCUUAGACAAGGAAUCAUCCCCAAAGAGAAAAAUGGUCGACCAAUCACAGGAGCCGAACUGGCAUCGCUGAUUGAAGUCUUGGUGACGGCAGCCAAUGAGGGCUCGUUGUCUCAGAUUCCAAGUCGGUGGUCGGCGUUCAUCCAGAGCAUGGAGCAGUCGGCAGUUCAGGAUUGCCUGAAAUUUUACGAGACAGAGAUGAUGGUGGUUCAUCAGCAGUACGAGAUGGGACCCAUUGACGAACAAGAAUUACAGCACUGGCAUGAGACUGCAGCCAGUAAAACUGAAAAGUUGCUCCAGCAGGUGCUGUUUGGAUUGGAUGAUGUACUGGUCGGUGCCGCUCAGGAAUUAAGGAGCCAGAUUAAAGAGAAGUAUCACCGCACAGUGGACAUGAAUGAAAAGAAAAUCAAGCUAAGAUGCAGCGAAAUUCAACACAGAACAGAGUUAGAAGGCGAGAGCAAGCUCGGCGAGCUGCCCUUACCCAUGAAGACUUCCCAACUCAAGUCCAGCUACGCAGACAUCAAGACAGACUGCAUUGCCAGCUACAGCAGAACUCUAGAACGACUGCAAAGAUCGGCACCCUUCCAAAAAUUCCUGGACCAGUUAAAGACAUCUUUGGACAACAUCCGUGACUCGUUUCUUCUGAAGAACGCCCAGCUUCUUGAGAGCGUGCUAGACCAAGCUAACCAAAAGGCUCUUGAGGAAUUUGACAGUGGAAUGCAGAACACUCACCAAGAGCCUCGCAGCCCGAAGACCAUGAGCCGAUUGAGCGAGGGCGCCAGACAGAAAGCGCUGAAUCUCUUCACUCAAGAGGCGACUGUGGCCGCAGAGGAGAGUUCUUACAAUGCCCACCUAGCUUUGCUGAAGACAGGAAUGUCAGAAGCAGAGAAGGAACACGAGAAGAAGAACAACCAGCUGCUGAAAGUCAAGUGUCAAAAAGAGGUGAAUGGGCUCGCCCAGACGAUGCGCGACAACACGGACAGUACGCAGCUACCCCUACCAGUCAACGAUACAGAUCUAGACCACAGGCUCACCCAAGAAGCCACGAGGGCAAAGUCUCUCUUUAAGGAGUUACUGGAUGACUUUUCCUCCAUGCCGGCUUACGACGACUGUCUGAUGCAGCUGCAGCGGCUGAUCCACGCCGUGUGUGGACAGCGCAGGCAGGAAAACAUGGAGGCCUACUCCAGAGAGGUCGAGGUACCACUCCAGUCAGCAAAGAAAGUUGCCCUGCUGUCCGCGGACCGAUACGAUACCGUGUUUAGUCUAACCACUUUUAUUCGCGAGGUGUGCAUGUUGAACCUGGACGAGGGUAAGCCCAAGCACUGGCCCCCCGACCUCAAGGCUAACAUUGUUGACCUCUUCAUGAACUCUGACCCGGACAUUCGACGCAUCAUCAAAGCGCGGGAGGGCCUGUGGUCCACAUUGGUGGGAUUUAUUCAGUGGAUCAUGUGGAUUUUCAGCUGAAAUACUGUGUGCUUUAAACUAUAUAGCCUUUCAACGGCAGUACUUUUGCUGGUAACAGUGGGCCAGUGUGGUGUUCUAACUGACUGACGGACUGCGUAUGUGAAUCUUCUGAAGUUUCUGUUGUUUAUUGUAAUAAAAAGUCCAUUUGUUUGAGAGUUAUAAACUUUAACCCUAAAAGGGCCAGGUUAUUUUGACAAUCACUCAGCGUUUUUUUUUUUUUUUGGG
Patiria miniata (bat star) is the source of this 2851-nucleotide messenger RNA. RefSeq names its product guanylate-binding protein 2-like. Gene Ontology annotation, molecular function: GTP binding; GTPase activity. The record is from RefSeq and is a predicted model, not a curated record. Bases 134 to 2626 code for a protein of 830 amino acids. NCBI's taxonomy places the organism in Eukaryota, Metazoa, Echinodermata, Asteroidea, Valvatida, Asterinidae. The transcript is spliced from 22 exons.